Molecule: messenger RNA, 876 nt
Organism: Python bivittatus (Burmese python)
Lineage: Eukaryota; Metazoa; Chordata; Lepidosauria; Squamata; Pythonidae
Source: RefSeq, a predicted model, not a curated record
AUGGACGGGCCGCCGGGGAGCCUCAACGCCAGCCUGAUCGGGCGGGAGCCUCAGCCCCGCGGCAGCGCCUGGACGGCCGCCUUCCUCUGCUUCGUCAUCCUCUUGACCAUGGUGGGCAACCUCGCCCUGAUCCUCCUCAUCUUCAGCCAGCGGCUCCUGCGCAACACCUCCAACUUCUUCCUGGUGUCCCUCUUCAUGUCCGACCUCAUGGUGGGCCUGGUGGUCAUGCCGCCGGCCAUGCUGAACCAGCUCUACGGGCGCUGGGUGCUGGACGGCGCCUUCUGCUCCGUCUGGUUCUCCUUCGACGUCAUGUGCACCAGCGCCUCCAUCCUCAACCUGUGCGUCAUCAGCCUGGACCGCUACCUGCUGAUCAUCUCGCCCCUCAAGUACAAGCUGCGGAUGACCUCCGGCCGGGCCUUCUGGCUCAUCCUGGCCACCUGGACGCUGGCCGCCUUGGUCUCCUUCUUGCCCAUCAAAAUGGGCUGGCACGAGCUGGAGUUCGACCGCCACCCCCUCAACGUCACCCGGCAGCUGGAAGAGGAGCAGUGCCGCCUCCUGGUCAGCCUGCCUUACGCCCUCAUCGCGUCCGGCCUGACCUUCUUCCUCCCCUCCGCCGCCAUCUUGUUCACCUACUGCCGGAUCCUCCUGGCCGCGCGGAAACAGGCCAUCCAGGUGGCUUCCCUCACCAACAAGGCCGCUGGCGAGCCACCUCCACAGGUUCCCCACGAUCAGAGCCAACCGACAGGGGCGAGCGACAACCGGAAGCUUGCCAACAAGCACAGCCGACGGGCCCUCAAGGCCAGCCUGACCCUGGGCGUCCUUUUGGGCAUGUUCUUUGUGGCCUGGCUCCCUUUCUUUGUCUGCAACAUGGCCCAG